Staurois parvus is the source of this 391-nucleotide messenger RNA. NCBI's taxonomy places the organism in Eukaryota, Metazoa, Chordata, Amphibia, Anura, Ranidae. The record is from the annotation of a GenBank genome assembly.
AUGGGCCCCCGUACCGACUCCUCAUGCUGCUGGCCAGGCCCGUAAUCUGUCAUGGGCCCCUUUACCGCCUCCUCAUGCUGCUGCCAGGCCCGUAAUCUGCCAUGGCCCCCGUACCGCCUCCUCAUGCUGCUGCCAGGUCCAGGGUCUCAUGGGUCCCUGUACGGUUUCCCCAUUGCUGCUGUCUCCACGCCACACUCUGCCAUGUGCCAUUUUCAGGUCUCCUACACUGCUGGGGGGUUUCCCAUUUUGUCAUAGGGUUGGCAGUUUAGGGGCCCCCCAUUGCUGCGGGCCAGGCCCGUAACUGCCAUGGGCCCCCCCAUACCCGCCCCCCUCAUGCGCUGCCGGGUCCAGAGUGCUAUGGUUCCCUGUAGGGGCCCCCCAUUGCUGCUGU